Molecule: messenger RNA, 1221 nt
Organism: Didymodactylos carnosus
Lineage: Eukaryota; Metazoa; Rotifera; Eurotatoria; Philodinida; Philodinidae
Source: the annotation of a GenBank genome assembly
AUGCCAAAGUUUACCCGAAAAAAUAAAGCCUCUCGGCCAUCUCCGAAGAGCGCUGCUACAGAUGAUAAUAUGUCAAUCGAUGAUGGUGUCAGCGUCUGCAGUAAUAUUUCUGAUGGCACAAGUUUAUAUGAUGAAUUCGAAGUUUUUAAUCUUCCAGGUGCUGCUAAUACCGAUCCAAAUGUAGAUAUGUCAUCUGAUGAUUUGGAAUCAAAACUUGAUACUUCUAUUGUAGAUAUAAGAAAUAAAGAUUUGAAAACACGUGAAACAGCGUUACGGACAUUACAGACAUUGUUCUCACAAAAAUAUAUGUACGACAUGAUUCUUAGUCGGAAAGAAAAUAUCAUCGAACAGUUAUUAGCUUGUCUAAAGAAAGGGGGUGAAGUUGAAGGAAGAUUAGCACCACAUGUUAUUUCAUUAUUUAUGAUACAACUCGGUAUUCAAGAUGAAGAUUUAUAUCAAAGAUUUCAUGAUAUUCUAUUGACAAUAGUUCGAGAUAAUACGAAACCAAGUAGUAUACGCUCAAGUUGUGCUCAUGCCAUUGGUAUUACAAAUUAUAUUGCUGGCGAUGAUAUACUGAAUACCUAUGAAUUAACAAAAUCACUUGAAAAUAUAUUUUCAAAAUCUUAUUUAACGGAAGAUGGAACAGUAGCACCAGUCUCAAAUGAAUUACAACAACUUCAUACAGCAUGUUUAUCAUCUUGGGGUUUAUUAUUGACAGCUAUGCCUGACGGUCAAGCAGAUGAUCUUCUCAAAACAUAUUUGGUAAAAAUACCUGAUCUAAUUGAAAGCAACGAUGCUGAACUGCGAAACGUUGCUGGUGAAACAAUCGCUGUUAUGUAUGAAAUAGCACGAGAUAUAAAUAGUGUUUAUACAGAACCAGAUGAUUAUCUGUUAGACUUGUUACAAUUAAAAGCCAGUGAAAGUGCAAAAUAUAAAGGAAAAAAAGAAAAACGUUUACAGCGAGCUACGUUUCGUGAAAUUUACAAUUCAUUUGAGCAAGGAACGUCACCUCAAUUUGAAGUUAAAUUCGGCCGAGAAACAUUAGAGAUUAACACUUGGAUUAAACGAUUACAUUACAAUACCUUUAGUCGUUUAUUGGGCACUGGAAUGAAUACACAUUUAAAACAACUGGCAAAUAAAGCUGCAUUUAAAUCCAGAACACAAGCACUGAAAAAAACACGUGAAAAUAAACAAACUCGCACAUAUCAUGUUGAAGAUUGA